AUGGAUAUUGAUCGACCAGCAAAUGUGUCCUUUUUUGAUUUCGUUGGAGGAGUUCAACUUCUCCAGGGCGAGGACACGCGGACAGCCAUGCCCGUCAUCCUCAUCGGGAUCUGCGUGUCCGGAGCGGUUGGGAAUCUGCUCGUUUUGUUGAUUUUCAUCCGUGACUUUAGAAACGGGAGGGGCUCCGAGGUGAAAGCGCUCCUCGCCUCUCUGGCCUCCACGGACUUGGUGAUCCUGCUGCUGUGCGCCCCCGUGCGCGCUGUCACCUACUACAAGCAGACCUGGACCCUGGGGAGUUUCGUGUGCAGCACCACGGACUGGUUCCAGCACUCGUGUGUGGUUGCAAAAACUUUAAUCCUCGCGGUCACCACUAGAGCCAAACACACCUUGGUCCCCAGCACCGCCACGGGCCCCCUCUACAGCCCGACGUGGAUCCACGGAGCCCUGGCGUUCAUUUGGAUUGUGUCCAUGAUGUUUCCGAUCCCCCAGAUGCUUUUUGCCUCUUUGGUGCAGCGCGGUCGCGACACUAUUUGCGUCUCUGAGAUGUCAGUGUGCGCGUCUGACUUCAUGCGUGUGUUCUACAAGAUUUACCCAACUGCAACCUUUGUGGUGCCGGUCAUUUUUACGCUCGCGUACUACACCAAAGCGCUGCACACCGCGGUGAACCACGCGCCCAGCGCGCAGCACCAGAGCAAAGUCACGCUGGUUUUACUGUGUCUGAGCGGCGCGCUGGGGCUCAUGUUGCUCCCAGAGUGGGGCACAUUCACCUGGAUCAGGCUCGGGUACAACAAACCACCCGUGAGCUUGAUCAUCUUUGCGCAAGUCCUCCUUUACGCAUGCAGCUCGCUCUCUCCGGUGAUCCUAAUGACCAUGUACGACGACGUGCGCCAAGGACUCGUCACCAUCUGGUUCAUCGCGACCUGCAGAGGCUCCAAGCAGCUUCCCAGUAACAAAUGUCCCAAAACGGAGGGCAACGGAGCAGAAGUGGGGGCCAACGCCGUCGCCAACGCGGUCUCGCAGGAGAGAGAGAAGACGUUCCCAGAUGUGGAGCACUUUUGGACAGGGCGCAGGAAUACGCACGUCGAGGAGGAGCAGGAUCCGGUUCCGUGGGAGAGAGAGGAGAAAAUGUUGUAG
Messenger RNA from Plectropomus leopardus (leopard coralgrouper), 1134 nucleotides. The record is from RefSeq and is a predicted model, not a curated record. Lineage: Eukaryota; Metazoa; Chordata; Actinopteri; Perciformes; Serranidae.